Malus domestica (apple) is the source of this 1408-nucleotide messenger RNA. RefSeq lists its product as uncharacterized. NCBI's taxonomy places the organism in Eukaryota, Viridiplantae, Streptophyta, Magnoliopsida, Rosales, Rosaceae. The record is from RefSeq and is a predicted model, not a curated record.
AUGGUACACUCUUGUUAAGAGAGAGAACCCCCUCGUAUGUAUCUCCCAAAAGUCUCAAAGUUCCAACCGAUCACUCGUUGUCUAGUAAUUGAACAAGACACCAAUGCCGGCCUCCAACACCCAAAACUCCCAAAAGAAAACAGAGUCUCUCUUUCUCUUCUUGCUCUUUCCUCGUUUUGACCAAAACCUUAACCCAUUUACCUCCUCCGAUAUAUGUAACCUUCAAAACCCAAUAAUUAUCCCAUCUUAAACAAGCCCGUUUAGGCGUUUCUUUUUGUUGUUGUUAGCAGGCAAUGAAGAAAAACGUCUCGAAGUCAAAACCCAAGUUUUUGCACUGUUUCCGACCGGUGGACGUGGACAUGGUGUUCGAGACCAAAGCUGUCCGGAGGAGACAAGUUCGGACUGUCGAAAACAAGGAGGACAAGAAGGCCGCUCUGGUGACGAAAACCAUGUCUCUGGACAGAGGGUUUUCUUCUCCGGCGGAUUCUGAGAACUCGAAAAUGUCUCCUCGUCCGAGCCGAACUUUUUCGAAGGCGGUGAAAGCCGUGGUGUUCGAAACUAUCCUGGCGAAGAAAGCUCGUGAUCGGAAAGUAUGCCGGCAGGACUCGUUCGGAUCAAAGCGGUGUUUUUCGCUCAGAAGUGAGGCGUCUCUGAAUUUGGGAGGCGAUGAGUCGGUGAAGAAAUUUGAAGAAACAAUACCAAAUUCUGAAAUGUCAUUACAUUCUCGUUCUUCCAGUUCAUCAUCGUCCGCAUUAUCUUCUUCGAGUUCGGUUUCGGAAUCCAAAAGGUUGUCCAAAACUUUCUCGGACCCGACGAAACAGAGCCUCCGGAAUCCUCAAAACCCCGCGGCGAAACCAAAGAACACGGAAGUGAGGUGCUCCGGUUUCAACUCCGGAACAUAUUUUCUUCUCAUCAGCCUUGCAGUGACGGUGUUUUGGGGCAAGGCGAUUGCAAUCCUUGUCUCAUCGAUUUGGCUCUACUUUUUUCCGUCGCGGAGUUCAUGUAAAAUAUCGCCAGAAAAUGUGAGGAGGUGGUCGGAGGCGGAGUGCAGGGACAAUAACAAGAGGGUAAUAAUGGAAGGGUUGAUUGAGAGGAAAAACCACCUCCACCACCACCAGCAGGGGGAGAGAGGGCAGUAAAUUUCGACGUGAAAAUUAUCUGUUUCGUGUUUGAUGCAGCUUCUGGUUGGAAAGGACAUCAGGGUUUUAAUUGUGUAGGUGCCUUGUGGUACAUGAGGAGAAAAACAGAACAAUCUGUAUUUACAUUAACUUCUCCUCUGUUUUGCUUUCUUUCUUGUGACCUGUGACUUUUAUGUGGUUUAAGUUCUAUAGCCAUGCCACAGAAAAUUGGAAGUGGUUUUUCGUAUUUGCGUUUGUUUGUGAAGAAAAUCUUGGUUGUAACUAAACCA